AUGUCAACAAACAUUUUUCGAAUUCUCCUGAUAAAAAAAUUGUUUUUAGCGCGUAAAUCUAAAUUGAAAAAAAUUCUUGAGAUUUUAAAGAAAGCAGCUGUAAAAAGGAUGUAAAUGUUUAAAAAUCAUCUCUUCAAAGUACCAGUAUACCUCGCCUCAGCUUCGAACUCUAAUUAUUAACCUCCGGUGACCACUACUCCGGCGUGAUGUUCGCUUUGCAGGAGCUGAGGAAGCGAGCGAAAGGAUUAGAUAGUACAGAUUGUUACAAUAGCGUAUUGUCUAAUUUCCAUUGCGUUCACAAGGACUCGCCUCCAUCAGAUGAAACUAACGAAACAGGCUCUCCUUUGCUGAGCUGUGCUUUCGCUCGCAGAUCAAGUUACGGUCAUGUAUUGGGAGCUACAUGCGAUAAUGGCCAGAUAAUGAUUUUGAAUACAGAAUUUCUUCAAAAUGAUCACUACCCUUACCAUAUCCAACAAGUCGGCUCGGAUGCUCUGUUUUCGGUAUCGUGGAGUGAUAUUGACAUGAAAUUGAUCACAACUUCGGGAAACCAUAAUGCUACAUUAUUCGACGUACACGAUGACGGCUCGUUAACCGAACUGAAUACUUUCAAAGCUCACACAUGUACUGUAAAGACAUCCUGUUUCGAACCCACUAGUUCGCAUAUUUUUGCCACCGGUGGAAGAGACGGAAAUAUUUAUAUUUGGGAUGCGCGUUCUUCGAGGGCAACUGCCAAUGGAGAAAUAUUACCUGAUAACUGUAUUCUGAAUAGUCACUGCAGAAAUGCAAAUGUUAAAAAUUCGGCUCAGAAACAGAAAGCGGCGCCUAGCAUUACUUGCGUAACGUAUCAAGAUCAACAUACGUUAAUUUCGUGCGCUGAUAAAGACUCAUGCAUCAAAGUGUGGGAUUUGCGAAAAACGUACCAGUAUAUGAAAAAUAUAGUACCUGUUCAAGAAUUGAUAUGUCCAGAUAAGAAAUCAUCGUUUGGAUAUUCGCAUAUGACUAUAAACAGGACAGGCUCCCGCUUAUUUGCAAGUUGUACGAAUAGUACAAUUUAUUGUUACAACAUAACGAAGAAAGAAUGUAGUCUAGAAUAUACGUAUACCGGUCACGAGUGCUCCGGAUUCUAUGUAAAAUGCAGCUUAAGUCCAGAUGAGAAAUACUUAGCGAGUACGGAUAGUCUGAAUAAGGUUUAUAUUUGGAAAGUGAACGCCUCGAAAGAUCCUAUCGUCAUGUUGGAUGGAAUACACGAUGGAUUAUGUGAUGUAUCGUGGUGUCCCGCGGAUCAGUUAAAGAUUGCCACUACGUCAGAUUAUCCUCGUCCGUGGAUUUGGAGCGCAUUACCCGAAUCUUGGUGUGCACCGGAACGACUGAAGACGUCGAGUACGUCGAAUAGUUCUCGUUCUUGGAUUUGGAACGCAGAACCAGAACAUAGAUCAGAUUCUAACCAGAGAUCGGACGGUUUUGCCAUUCAUCUCGAUGAACAGUUAACACCCGAAAGAUACCGAAGGAGUUUUACGAUGGCGUCCAAGUUACGCAAAUUUCCUAACGAUGAAACUGAACUAUCACGGAUCGUGUUACCAAACGCUUUCGUCGAUGGCACUUAUCAGACUCAUACCUGUGCAAAAAUCGGACCCAAACCGAGUUCCUUGAAUAAUUGGCUCACCAAUUUACACAUCCAACAGCCAAAAGAGUCCAUUAGCCCUAAGUCAUUGAGUAAAUUAUCUAGCCCUAAGUCGCUGAGUAAAUUAUCUGUUCGAAAUAGGGUAUCUCCUAAAGUAAAGAAAUCUCCCGGUGUGCAGAAUCGUUCCAAAAGUUUGAAACGUAAAAGGUUAAACAUGACUGCCGACGGUAAUAACCUAACCAAGUAUUUCAAACAUUCGGAUGAAAACUUUCAUAAUGAUCAAUGAUUAAGUUUAUUUGCCAAUUCUCAUUUUGUGAUAAUAUUUUCUCACUUUUUACUGUGAUGUCUGACGACAUUUUUGAGUUAUUCAUGUGUUUUCAUUUCAUUUACGUGUCUAAUUUUUUAACCUUACAUUAGUAUACGUUUGUAAUUUUUUUUUUUUAACUAUUAGCUCUUGUUUGUUCUUUUUUCUUCGGCAUUUUUUAAAUACGUUUAAUUGAUGCUAACCGGCACCCGGUGUCAAUAAAAUUUCAAUUGACCGAAAUGUA
Planococcus citri (citrus mealybug) is the source of this 2169-nucleotide messenger RNA. RefSeq names its product lethal-(2)-denticleless (gene l(2)dtl). The coding region runs from base 207 to 1907 and encodes 566 amino acids. Gene Ontology annotation, biological process: proteasome-mediated ubiquitin-dependent protein catabolic process. The transcript has 10 exons. The record is from RefSeq and is a predicted model, not a curated record. Gene Ontology annotation, cellular component: nucleus. Gene Ontology annotation, molecular function: protein binding; protein-macromolecule adaptor activity. Lineage: Eukaryota; Metazoa; Arthropoda; Insecta; Hemiptera; Pseudococcidae.